Megalobrama amblycephala (Wuchang bream) is the source of this 2030-nucleotide messenger RNA. RefSeq names its product CKLF-like MARVEL transmembrane domain containing 6 (gene cmtm6). The record is from RefSeq and is a predicted model, not a curated record. NCBI's taxonomy places the organism in Eukaryota, Metazoa, Chordata, Actinopteri, Cypriniformes, Xenocyprididae. Bases 196 to 753 code for a protein of 185 amino acids. Gene Ontology annotation, cellular component: membrane. The transcript is spliced from 5 exons.
CUUCUUUGAUCCAUGAGUCACAGAGUCGUCGAUUUUGGCAGCCUCCGUAGGAAGUCCUUCCUCGUUGAAGAAAGCUGAGGCAGUGCGGAAGUGAAAGACAAGUUAGUUACACAAAGGACGCGUGAACGGCGUAAACAGAGCACGUUUAAACAGCCAUCCGAUAAAACAAACAGAUUUAACUACAGUAUAUACAGUAUGGCCACUACAGACACGGUGUACAACACCACCACAACAACCGCGCAGGAGCCCAAAUCCAGAAGAUGGUUAAUUGUGCCAUCAGAGAAUCUGGAGAAAAUUCGAUUUGUGAUCAAAGUGAUUGAAGUGCUCCUUUCCUUUGUGGCUUUUGUGAUGGAGGAGGUAGUGUCCAACUGUUUACAGUGUGGACCACUCUACUUCUUUGAAUUUGUCAGUUGCACAGCCUUCCUCUUCACACUGUUGCUCCUCAUUCUCCUGGCAACAACACUGCACCAGAGAGUCGGAAUUGACAGCUGGCCUACUCUGGAUUUUGGAUAUACAGUAGCCAUGGCAUUCCUAUUCCUCAUUGCCAGCACUGUGUUUGCAACAGACAAUGGCAAGACGAGCCUGGAGCAGGGCGCUGUGGCAUUUGGCUUCCUGGCCACGGUGGCCUUCUUUGUUGACUUGAUUUACUUUUGGAAAAUUCGUGGUUUUCCUUGCCGAAAGGGAAACAACCAACCAGCAGACCAAACACCCAGACCAGAGGCUGAGAAACUAAAUUCUAAUGGAACUGACUGAGGCUUGGUAGCGUUUCACCAGCAAACUGCUGUUGUAUUCAAAAGCUUUUUUCCCUUUUGACAAACAAUUUUUUAUACAUGAGAAAUGUUUUUUACCCAAAGCAAAAAAUUUCUUAAAAUUUCCAUUUCAGUCAGUUACUAACUGGCAUGUUGGAUCAGUUUUAUACUGUGCCUUAGCUGUUUUUAUUUUUUUAUUUCACAGCUGAAGUAGAAAUCAUUACUGUAUAGCGGUUUCUCCGUUUGGGGAUUGCAUGUAUUAUAUGUCGAUUGCUAUUUUUACACGGAGAAAAAAAAAUCAUAUUUCCAUUUAGUCAUACUUUUGUAUGAAUACACAAAUGAAGUUGUUGUCCCUUUUGGAGUGUAUGUUCUGCAUCAUCUUAUCUUAUGAAUUAACAAGUACAAUAAGAUGCACUGUAUUUCUAAAGGAAGUACUCAUUCCUGAUGUUUUUAUAGUUAUAUAUGCAUUCCUGAAAUAAUAUAUUUUGGAGAAAAAUCAGGGUUUGAUCAUGCUGAAAAUUACCUAUUUUACGGACCAGGAACAUGGGUAUAAUAUUGGAUACAAGGCUUAAAAAAUCAUGAAAUAUUAUUUUCUCUUAACACUUGGGGACAGGUAAAUAUUGCACUGUAUACACAAAUGUCCUUAAGUCAACUUUACUGUAAACAUUUUUAAAUGAAUGUGACAGCAGGAUGACGGUUUUUUUGUACAGUCAUUGAUUUUUUUUUUUAUUGAAGCAAUCUGUCAUUUUUGUAUUGUGUGGAACGAGAAAUGUUGUAUAUUUUCCUUUGUGCUUUAUCUUGUUCCAUGUGAGCCCAGAAUGUGUUUUUUAAGCAUGUUAAGCGAUGAAGUGCUUUAAAUCUAAAUUCCAAACAGAUGUCUUUAUUCUGAGGAAUGUGCGUGUAGGCCCAAAUGUGUUUGUUUAAAUGCCCGCGGAGAGGAACGGACUGCAAGUUUUCGAGACACUAAUCUGCCUUACGCUUCCACCCUCCUGUGCUGUACAACUGACUGCUGCUUUGUCUUAAUUAAGCUUUGUGUAUAUUUUAAAACCAGAUAUUUUGUUGAUAUAUUGAAAAUAGCCACUUUCUUACUAAUACUUCUUAAGAUAUGAAUAGAUCAUCUAGUUAGUUUUAAUUAUUGCUAAGGGCUUUAUGAUUUUUAAAAUGCAAAAACUAGUGAGUCAGUUUGAAUACCAGCAUUUUUUCUAAAAUGGUCACAUGGAUUUUACAGCUGUUUUUGUUACUUAAUUCCAGUUAAGUAAUAAAUAGCUCCUGGGUCCCGAG